AUGCUCGCGUGGUCCGGUGGUGGUACUAGAUGUGGGGAGUUUCCGGCGAGCACUGAGGUCAGAGAAGGCUGGCUCCGUUCGGUGGUGCUAUUGAAAAACACGAUGAAAAUGGCGUGGCAACCGCAGGAGGAAGGACUUAGACAAAUUCUCACCCUUCUACAGGAGUCACAGAGCCCAGACACAGCAACUCAACGUGCUGUACAACAAAAAUUGGAGGAGUUGAACAAGUUCCCGGAUUUUAAUAAUUACCUCAUCUUUGUGUUGACGAAACUCACGUCUGAAGAUGUGCCAACAAGAUCCCUGAGCGGCCUGAUCCUCAAGAACAACGUCCGGGCGCACUACCACAAGUUCGUCCCGGAGGUAACAACCUUUAUAAAACAAGAAUGUCUCCUAGCAGUGGGCGAUCCCUCCCCAAUGAUCCGAGCAACCGUCGGUAUUCUCAUAACAACAAUCGCCUCGAAAGGCGAGCUGACAACCUGGCCGGAGUUGCUCCCAGCGCUCUGUCAGAUGCUGGACUCCCAGGACUACAACGUCUGCGAGGGAGCCUUCGGAGCCCUUCAAAAAAUCUGCGAGGACUCCGCCGAGCUCCUGGACUCGGACGCCCUCAACCGUCCCCUGAACGUCCUCAUCCCAAAGUUCCUCCAGUUCUUCAGACACACUAGCCCGAAGAUUCGAUCUCACGCGAUAGCUUGCGUGAAUCAAUUCAUAAUCAGCAGAACCCAAGCACUGAUGAUCCACAUCGACAGUUUCCUCGAGAAUCUCUUCCAUUUAGCUAACGACGACGACUCAGAGGUACGUAAGAACGUCUGCAGGGCCCUUGUGAUGCUCCUGGAAGUCCGAAUUGACAGACUGAUUCCCCACAUGCACAAUAUCAUCGAGUACAUGCUCCUGAGGACUCAGGACUCCGAUGCAGGCGUCGCUUUGGAGGCCUGUGAGUUCUGGCUGUCCCUGGCUGAACAGGAGAUAUGCAACGAAGCACUGGCGCCUCACCUUCCUCGAUUAAUUCCAGUCCUCGUGGGGGGCAUGAAGUACUCAGAAAUCGACAUCAUCCUGCUGAAGGGAGACGUCGAGGAGGACGAGAUGAUUCCUGACAGGGAAGAAGACAUUCGACCCAGGUUUCACAAAUCGAAGACACAUCACGCCCUUCAUCCCUCCACCAAACAUUCUGAGGAGAAUGGAGGGUGUGACGAUGAUGCUGACGCUGAAGAUGGCGGAGAUGACGACUCCUCUUUGAGUGAUUGGAACCUGAGGAAGUGCUCGGCUGCUGCACUCGAUGUCCUCGCUGGUGUCUUCAGGGAGGAUCUACUUCCAGUGUUGGUGCCAAUCCUGAAGGAGACGUUGUUCCAUCAGGACUGGGAGAUCAAGGAGUCUGGGAUCUUGGCAUUGGGGGCUAUUGCUGAAGGCUGCAUGGACGGAAUGAUCCCUCAUCUGUCUGAACUGAUUCCUUAUCUCAUCGGAUGUCUGAGUGAUAAGAAGGCACUUGUGCGGGCCAUCACUUGUUGGACACUGAGCAGGUACUCCCACUGGGUAUGCGCCCAGCCUCAUGACACCUACCUCAAGCCAUUGAUGACUGAAUUGCUGAAACGAGUUUUGGAUGGGAACAAGAGGGUCCAGGAGGCUGCUUGCUCAGCUUUUGCGACUCUUGAGGAAGAAGCUUGCACUGAACUCGUUCCCUACCUUGGGUUCAUCUUGGAGACACUUGUCUUCGCUUUCGGCAAGUAUCAGCACAAGAAUCUUCUGAUUCUUUAUGAUGCUAUUGGCACUCUGGCGGAAUCUGUGGGACAUCAUCUCAAUAAACCUGAUUAUAUCAACAUCCUGAUGCCUCCGUUGAUCAACAAGUGGAAUGUCUUGAAGGACGAGGACAAGGAUCUUUUCCCUUUGCUUGAGUGCUUGUCGUCGGUUGCCACUGCUUUACAAUCUGGAUUUCUACCUUAUUGUGAACCUGUCUACAGGAGGUGUGUCUCGCUCGUUGAGCAGACACUCAAUCAGCAUAUAGCAAAUACACAGAGUCCUGACCAGUUUGAGGCGCCUGAUAAGGACUUUAUGAUUGUGGCACUUGAUCUUCUGAGUGGGUUGGCUGAAGGGCUGGAUGGACAUAUUGAGCGGUUGGUUAUGAAUAGUAAUGUCAUGCAGCUGCUGUACCAGUGCAUGCAGGAUCCCACUCCCGAGGUCAGGCAGAGCAGCUUCGCCUUGCUAGGGGAUCUCACCAAGGCUUGUUUCCAACACGUUCUUCCAUGUAUACCUGAUUUUAUGCCGAUCCUGGGACAGAAUCUGAAUCCAUCGUUCAUUUCUGUGUGUAACAAUGCCUCCUGGGCUAUAGGAGAAAUUUCUAUUAAAUUAGGACAAGACACAAGUUCAUAUAUCCCCCUGAUAAUAACUCAGCUCAUCGACAUAAUAAAUCGUCCCAACACACCAAAAACCCUCCUGGAGAAUACCGCGAUUACGAUCGGUCGCCUAGGUUAUGUGUGUCCCCAAGACGUCGCCCCCAUGUUACAGCAGUUUGUCCGACAGUGGUGCAUAUCGCUGAGAAAUAUUCGUGACAAUGAGGAGAAAGAUUCUGCAUUCAGAGGCAUGUGCCAGAUGAUUACUGUUAAUCCAGCUGGUGUUGUUCCUGAUUUUGUCUUCUUCUGUGAUGCUGUUGCUUCUUGGGUAACUCCACGCGAGGAUUUAAAGGAUAUGUUCCAAAAGAUUCUCCAUGGCUUCAAGAAUCAAGUAGGAGCUGAAAAUUGGAAAAGAUUCUCUGAUCAAUUUCCACCACAGCUGGGCGAACGACUUCAUAAUAUGUACGGAGUCUGAAGGACCCCGCCUGAUUUUAACGGCCACUUAAUGGGGAAGGCCGAUCGGGGAUGGGCGGGGAAUAUAGAAAACGGGUGGACAGGGUGGGUGGGUGAAACCACGGCCUCUUCUCAUCAAAAUCAUCGACGUAACGAGUUCGUCGUUGAAUGUCAAAAUACGUCAUGGCCACCGGUGAAUCCAGUGUCCAGCCCAAAAUGGGGUGGGGGGGAGGGAAGGGGAAAUUUGCGGAAUGCCGGCCACAACAGUGGCUACAGCAGGGAUCAGGGUGAGAUAAAAUAUUGAGACAGAAAAAAAACGAACGCAAAAAGUUUAAUUAAAAAAGGAUAAAAAUUAUUCAAUUUCUAAUAGGGGGAGUCAACAACAGCAACUAAUUAUCAAUAAAAUGGCCGAGA
Molecule: messenger RNA, 3188 nt
Organism: Diachasma alloeum
Lineage: Eukaryota; Metazoa; Arthropoda; Insecta; Hymenoptera; Braconidae
Gene: Tnpo
Product: transportin-1
Exons: 9
Coding region: 1-2796 (931 amino acids)
Biological process (GO): protein import into nucleus
Cellular component (GO): cytoplasm; nucleus
Molecular function (GO): nuclear import signal receptor activity; small GTPase binding
Source: RefSeq, a predicted model, not a curated record